AUGGAAACCACUUGUUCUGGAAGGUAUUUUAUUCCAGUCCGGAUAACGGUGGAAUAUCCCAACUUCUGGUGGAAAUUUGAACAUAUAGUACUGUUGGCCAGGGUUCCCUUCCUAGCUGGGCAACAGGAACUGCCCUCCAAGGAGAGACAUUUUCAUUGUUUCUGCAACCUUCCCAAGUCUCUCGUCUGCUUCGGCUACUUUGGGGCAAACAACGACACAAGGAAAACUGACCUUUCCGAAGUUUGCCUUGCAGCCUUUGAGCCCAAUUAUUACGCAGAAGAACCUCCCAACUCUGGGGCUCCCUCCAAGUCUUCACGCGCUGCUGGCGGGCGGGAGCCUCUCAGAGUCCUCUCUCCUCCACCCUGGAGAGAUGGUCCUUUUCCACCUUGGACUUCAGUGCCCUCUGUUUCUUCCCCACCCACCAAAGCGCCCUCCUGUACACGCACAGGACUUAAUGAGUCCAGUGAGCGGUGGGACACUGCGAGGCUUCCCGCCUCUCUCACCAAACUACGAGUCCCAGGGUCCUUCGCGUUGAGCCUUUUCCGCCCCUCCCCGAACUACAUUUCCCAGAGGCCGCUGCGAGCCAAUUCGGCCUUAAUAAGUAGCGGAAUUCCUAGCUGGGCGGAGCUAGGGAAGCAGGUUGUACCGAGGGCCUCAGUCAUUCCGAAGCUGUUGAAGGAUCAUAUGGCGUUGUGGUUAAAUGUUGAGCAGAAAGCUCCAACGACUGAUCUUGAGGGUUACUCUCCUGGGUUUGGACCAUUCCUGCGUUCCAAUCAGUCAUGGAAGUCUACCUCGAAUGAAAGAAUGCUGUGUUAUCAUAAUAGACUCCAUGGGGGAACCUUGAGUAGAACCUUGGCAUCACUCUGUAAGAAUCUAUGGUCAGCCUCUAAGCCUGGAGCCCUUUUUGAAUAUAUUCUGUUCACUCAGAUUUGCUCAGGAAUAUUGGCUUCAUCAGUCACUACACCCACACUGAAGAUGUGUCUCCAGUCUAGUCUGGAACAGUCAUCCCACUGUUGAACCUGGAUCCCACACCAGGAUUUAGGGAUAUAAAUAGUGUAUCAUGGCAAGCGAGGUGGUAAUGCAGGCUUUGAAAAUUUAGUGGAACAGUGUGAAGCAUCCCAUGUUAGAGGUUUUCUGACUGAAUUUAACAUUGACAGAUCUCUGUACAGAAGCAUAUAUACAGUAGCCUCAUGACAAACCUAAACAUAUUCAGGCAGUUUUAGUAAGCCACAUUCAGUCACAACAUUAAAAAAAAAUUCAACACAUGGUUAUUUUUAUAUGUCAACAUCUCUAGGCUAUAGUGCCCAGUUACUUAAUCAAAUGCUAAUACAGAUAUUUAUUUAUUUAUUUAUUUAUUUAUUUUUUUGACAGGCAGAGUGGACAGUGAGAGAGAGACAGAGAGAAAGGUCUUCCUUUGCCGUUGGUUCACCCUCCAAUGGCCGCUGCGGCCGGCGCACCGCGCUGAUCCGAUGGCAGGAGCCAGGAGCCAGGUGCUUCUCCUGGUCUCCCAUGGGGUGCAGGGCCCAAGCACCUGGGCCAUCCUCCACUGCACUCCCUGGCCACAGCAGAGGGCUGGCCUGGAAGAGGGGCAACCGGGACAGAAUCCGGCGCCCCGACCAGGACUAGAACCCGGUGUGCCGGCGCCGCUAGGCGGAGGAUUAGCCUAGUGAGCCGCGGCGCCGGCCCAAUACAGAUAUUUCUAUGUAGCUAUUUUGAAAUGCAGUUAACAUCAAUAAGAUAUCUAUAGUAUCCUAAUUCUACAGUUAUCUAUAGUAAGAUAAUUUUAACUGUGGUUCUCAUCCAAUCAGUUGAACAAAAACAGGUUUUCCAGAGAAGAAAUUAGCCUGCAGAUUGAAGCUUUAACUCCCGCCUGAUUUUCCAGCCAGAUAGCCUUCCCUAGAGAUGUGACUUGCCAGGCCCCAUAAUUGCAUGAGGCAAUUCUUCAAAAACAUUUAUUAAAUUUGUAAAAGUUCAUAAGUUUAUAAAAUUUUAAUAUAUAAUUACAUAUUCUAUAUUUAUAUAAUUGAACCUCUAUUUUGGAGAACCAUGAUAGAGAUUUUGAAACCGAGAAUGGUUCUAAAGGAACACAUUCUGAAGGUUUUCUUACUAGUUCAGGGAUUUUUUUGAGUUAGUUCUCUACUACAUUAUUUAAAGGCACUAGUUAUUGGGCUGGUGCUGUGGGGUGGUAGGGUAAGCCUCUGCCUGCAGUGCCGGCAUCCCAGAUGGGUGCUGGUUUGAGCCCUGGCUGUUCUUCUGGUACAGCUCUCUGCUAUGGCCUGGGAAAAGCAGCGGAAGAUGGCCCAAGUGCUUGAGCCCCUGCACCUGCAUGGGAGACCCAGAAGAAGCUUCUGGCUCCUGGCUUUGGAAUGGCUCAGCUCUAGCUGAUGUAGCCAUUUGGGGAGUGAACCAGCGGAUGGAAGACCUCUCUCUCUCUGAAACUCUAUCUAAUAAAUAAUAAAAAUCUUUAAAAAAAAAGGCACUAGUAACUGGAUUUCCAAUGAUAAAGAGGGUACUCUGAUAUCCAUAGCAUGAUGUGGUAAGACAGGUAAAAUCUCACCAGUGGAUAUGCCUAAUCAUUAGUUACUUUAAAAAAAAAUGAGGUUCUGAGCAACGGUGUGUUUGAUAACUUGGAGCAUUUUUGACAAACUAGCAAGUAUAUUGAGAUUUACUAGUUGUUCCUAACUGUGCUUGAGAAAGCAGAAAAACAUAAUUUCAAGACUUCAAAUUCCCACCUCAAAUGCAGCAUAAAUGACAUGAAAAAAUGUUUACCCUAAAAGCAAAACAAAAACCAAACCUCUUAUGAAAGCUUACCUCAUAGUUGCAGAGCUGAGAUUUAUGAAUACUAAACCCAGAGUCUUAUCCUGCAAGUGUCUAAUUUUUUAAUUUAUUUAUUUGAGGGGAAGAGUUACAGACAGUGAGAGGGCAAGACAGAGAGAAAGGUCCUCCAUCAGCUGGCUUACUCCCCAAAUGGCCAUAACAGCUUGAGCUGAGCCAAUCCAAAGCCAGGAGCCAGAGCCUCCUCUGGGUCUCCCACACGGGCCCAGGGGCUCAAACACUUGGGCCAUCCUCCACCGCUUUUCCAGGCCACAGCAGAGAGCUGGAUUGGAAGAGGAGCAGAUGGGACCAGAACCAGCAGCCACAUGGGAUGCCAGUGCUGCAGGCAGAUGAUAAACCUACUGCGCCAUGGCACUGGCCCCAAGUGUCUAAAUUAAAACAGAAACCGAAUGCCCAGCUUUCUUCUGACAGGUACAGAAACUUUUCACAUACCCUUACCUGGCACACAGAAAAUCACUGAGAGGUAAUGAAAUUGGUCCUGCUCUGACAGUGGUAAAUAUGCUUACUUGACACAUUAAGUACAUGAAUCAUUUUAUGUAGGCAUGAAUUAUCUCUUUCCCUCAUUAUAAAAAAAAAAAAAAGAUGUAGGUGGGUUUCUCUUUCCAAAUGAAGAAUAACAGUUUUUCUUUGACAUAUUCACUGCUUUCAACUACAAUUAGAACUUAAGAUAAAAUUUAAGGGUGGGCAUUGUGGCACAUCAGGUUAAGGGUUGCUCUGUGAGGAGUCACCACCAUCCUGGAUCAGAGUGCCUGAAAGCCAGCAGAAGAUGGCCCAAGUACUUGGGUUCUUGCUGCCCAUGAGGGAGACCUGGAUGAAGUUCCUAGCUCCUGGCCUCAGCCUGAUGUAUCCCUGCCUGUUGUGGGCAUUUGGACAGUGAGCUAGCAGAUGGAAGAGGCAGCAGGCAAUGGCUUAAGUAGUGCCACCCCUGUGGCAGAUGCAAAGUGAGCUCCUUGAUCCUGGCUUUGGCUUUGGCCCAGCCAUGACUGUUGCAGGCAUUUGAAGAGUGAACCAACAGAUAGGAGAUCUCUUUCAAUCUCUCCCUUUGUUUCUUUGCAUUUCACAUUAAGAUAGUAAAGUUAGUGUCUGAUCAAGAAUAAGAACCCAUUUUAAAAUUAUUUCUGGCCGGCACCGUGGCUCACUAAGCUAAUCCUCUGUCUGCGGCGCCAGUACUCCGAGUUCUAGUCCCGGUUGCUCCUCUUCCAGUCCAGCUCUCUGCUGUGGCCAGGGAGUGCAGUGGAGGAUGGCCCAAGUGCUUGGGCCCUGCACCCCAUGGGAGACCAGGAGGAAGCACCUGGUUCCUGGCUUCGGAUUGGCGCAGCACGCCGGCUGUAGCAGCCAUUUAGGGGGUGAACCAACGGAAGGAAGACCUUUCUCUCUGUCUCUUGCUCUCACUAACUCUGCCUGUCAAAAAAAUAAAUAAAUUGUUUCUAUAGCCCAUGUUUCUCUGACUCAACUAAGUCUUCUUUAGAGAAAUUAGGAAACAAAGAGCAAGAGUUUAAAACCCAUAGU
This is a messenger RNA of Oryctolagus cuniculus (rabbit), 4344 nucleotides long. The record is from RefSeq and is a predicted model, not a curated record. Lineage: Eukaryota; Metazoa; Chordata; Mammalia; Lagomorpha; Leporidae.